Molecule: messenger RNA, 904 nt
Organism: Coccinella septempunctata (seven-spotted ladybird)
Lineage: Eukaryota; Metazoa; Arthropoda; Insecta; Coleoptera; Coccinellidae
Gene: Pburs
Product: partner of bursicon
Exons: 4
Coding region: 238-666 (142 amino acids)
Biological process (GO): G protein-coupled receptor signaling pathway
Cellular component (GO): extracellular region; bursicon neuropeptide hormone complex
Molecular function (GO): G protein-coupled receptor binding; neuropeptide hormone activity
Source: RefSeq, a predicted model, not a curated record
GAUGGAAUAAAGAAACGGAGAGAAAAAUCUAAAGAUAGUUUUGAAGAGUAGUGAACUGGAAUACAACCAAUAGGAAAAAUACAAAUUUCUUCGAAUGGUUGCCAGUGAACGGAUUAAAUCAUAGGAGCUCGAUAUAAGUGAUCCACAGGGGGGGUAUGAAGUUUUUUCCACCCUAUUUUUUUCUGGUCAUAUAAGACGACACGACGAUGUAUUUUCUCCCACAAUCUUUCCAUUACCAUGGCACUUGCGUGUACACGUAUCGGCCUGAGUAUUUUUCUGCUGUACACAAUUUUCACACUGAGUUAUUGCAAGCCCGAUAUGCCCGAAGAGACGUGCGAAACCAUUCCAGCAGAAAUUCAUCUAGUCAAAGAGGAAUACGAUGAACUUGGGCAUUUGCAAAGAACCUGCAGUGGUGAUGUAGCUGUUAAUAAAUGCGAAGGAUUAUGUAGGAGCCAAGUUCAACCAUCUGUUAUCACUCCGACAGGUUUUCUCAAGGAAUGCUACUGCUGUCGAGAAAGUUUCAUGAGGGAGAGGAUCAUUACCCUUAACCAUUGUUACGAUAUAGAUGGUGUGAAAUUAAUUGAUGAAGGAAACAGUUCGCUAGAUGUCAAGUUGAAGGAACCUGCAGAAUGUAAAUGUUAUAAAUGUGGCGAUUUGGGACGAUAAAACUUGUCGUAUUAUUUCUUGUAAAAUAUUGAUAUGAUUGUUUGAAUAUUUACUGCGUUAAUCAGUUGCUAAUAACAUAAUAUUCGUUGCAUUCAUAUUAGAUAAAGCCCUCAUGAAGAGCAGUUUUGUGUUUGUAGUUAGUGUCAAAUAAAAUUAUAGAAUUACAUGCCGUAUAUACAGUUGUUCGAUUAUAAAUUUCAUGUAUAUUAUUUAUUUUAUGAAUAAACAACAGAAUUUA